Molecule: messenger RNA, 966 nt
Organism: Anopheles funestus (African malaria mosquito)
Lineage: Eukaryota; Metazoa; Arthropoda; Insecta; Diptera; Culicidae
Product: HIG1 domain family member 1A, mitochondrial-like
Exons: 3
Coding region: 182-454 (90 amino acids)
Biological process (GO): mitochondrial respirasome assembly
Cellular component (GO): mitochondrion
Source: RefSeq, a predicted model, not a curated record
ACAACUGCUUGUCACUUUUUUUUUGGUGAGUCGAUCAUCUGGCGCGCUGCAUCGCGAAUUUCAUCAUCUUUCGCGACUCGACGAGCGGAAGGGAAAACGUGGACAGAAGUUUCUCCCUCCAGAGAUUAUUCAUAGGUGAACAUUAUUUGUCGGCGUCCAACGAAACGUGUAAAACAUCAGGAUGAGCAGUAAAGUUCCAUCGUUCGACGAGACUCACUCGGAUAAACUCGCCCGCAAAGCCCGGGAAUCGCCUUUCAUGCCGAUCGGAAUUGCCGGGCUGGUCGCGGUAUGUGCCAUCGGUGCAUAUAAAUACAAAAAUCGAGGAGGGAUGUCCACGUCCGUCUUCCUAAUGCAGUUGCGAGUAGCCGCACAAGGUACGGUAGUUGCCGCUUUGUCCAUCGGUCUUGGCUAUACGAUGGCAAACGAAUAUAUCUUUAACAAGAAAGAUGACUAAUUAGGAGGCUAUUAGGAUACUCAAAGAAGUGUAAAUAAGUAUUAAUGGAUAGAGCAAGACACUAUUUAUUCUCCGUUGAGUCCCUCGGUCAAAUCAACCUCCCUACUUUCCACCCACUCACUACAAAAAAACCCCCGUAACGACGCUAAUGUUUCUAGUGCCAGGCACAAGAGAAAACUGUGAUUGAUAAGAUGUUAUCGCGAUGACAAACGACGCAUAUAUGGAUAUUGUGUGAGUGCAAAAGAUCCGUAUUGCUUGCACUUGGAUGCACCGGAUUGGUAUAUCUCAUUUAGUGUACUGUAUGGCUUUCCAUCGGUUUUAUGUUUUCCUAAAACGAUGGAUUGCCUUCAUCUCUCAACGAUUCGGACUAGAUUGAACAGAAAAAAAUGUAAAAAAAACACAUUCACAAACAAAUUUAUAGAUGUGAACUGAUUGAAAAUGCAUAUUAGUUAAAUUGAAAGCUGUUUAACAUAUAGAACAAUAUAACCGUCUAUUUUACCAAGUGCGCAAAA